AUGGCGAACGCCCGUGGCCUCAAGGCUGUCCUAGAGAAAUCCCCCUCCGACGUCGUAAUCCUGUCCUCCCUCCGAACACCCGUAACGAGAUCAUACAAAGGCGGCUUCCGGAACGCCUAUGACCAUGAGCUCCUCUCACACGUCCUACGCGCCACAUUAGCCGCGAACCCGAAUCUGCCAACCGAAAAGAUCGGCGACGUGGCUGUCGGGGUGGUACUGGCAGAACUGGGCGGUUCAAAAGCCGCACGAAUGGCGCAGUUGCAUGCAGGAUUCCCAGUGACUGCACCUCUCCACACGAUCAACCGGGCGUGUAGUUCGGGUUUGGCGGCUGUGACGAGUAUUGCAAACAUGAUUUCGGUGGGGCAGAUUGAUGUGGGUGUUGGUGCGGGAAUGGAAAGCAUGACGAGGAAUUAUGGCAGUAAAGCUAUUCCCACGCAGCUAUGGGAGGAAUUGAAGGAGAGUAGUGUGCAAGAUGCACAGGACUGCAUCAUGGCUAUGGGUCUGACAAGUGAGAAUGUCGCAAAGAGAUAUGGUGUUUCACGAGAAGACCAGGAUGUGUUUGCGGCGGAGAGCCACCAGAAAGCGUCAAAAGCGCAAAGAGCGGGCUUAUUCGAUUCAGAAAUCGUCCCGGUGAAGGUGAAGGUGCCUGAUGCUGAUAACCCAGAGGGGCCUCUGCAGGAAAUACUGGUUGACAAAGACGACGGUAUCAGACACGAAGUAAACGCAGAGAAGAUGGCCAAGUUGAAACCAGCGUUCUCCAAGGACGGAUUCUCAACGGCCGGAAACUCGUCUCAAAUCUCAGAUGGGGCUGCUGCAACGCUUCUGCUCCGAAGAUCAACGGCGACCGAGCUAGGACUGGGCAAGAAUAUCAUUGGCAAAUGGGUCAACACGGCAACUGCUGGUUGCAAACCCGACGAGAUGGGAGUUGGUCCGGCCGUGGCGAUUCCCAAGGUCCUUGAUCUGGCGGGCCUCACGACCGAGGAUGUCAAUGUCUGGGAAAUCAACGAGGCAUUUGCCAGUCAGGCGCUGUACUGUAUCAGAAAACUCGGAUUGGAUAUUAACAAGGUCAACCCUAGGGGUGGUGCUAUCGCUCUUGGCCAUCCUUUGGGUAUGACCGGAACGAGACAAUUGGCCACGCUUCUUCCUCAGCUGGAAGCCGGUCAGGUCGGUGUCGUGAGCAUGUGCAUUGGUACUGGUAUGGGAAUGGCAGGCGUCUUUGUCCGAGAAUAG
Messenger RNA from Exophiala bonariae, 1230 nucleotides. RefSeq lists its product as uncharacterized. NCBI's taxonomy places the organism in Eukaryota, Fungi, Ascomycota, Eurotiomycetes, Chaetothyriales, Herpotrichiellaceae. Gene Ontology annotation, cellular component: peroxisome. The transcript has a single exon. Gene Ontology annotation, biological process: phenylacetate catabolic process; fatty acid beta-oxidation. The record is from RefSeq and is a predicted model, not a curated record. Gene Ontology annotation, molecular function: acetyl-CoA C-acyltransferase activity. The coding region runs from base 1 to 1230 and encodes 409 amino acids.